Molecule: messenger RNA, 1227 nt
Organism: Serinus canaria (Common canary)
Lineage: Eukaryota; Metazoa; Chordata; Aves; Passeriformes; Fringillidae
Product: 5-hydroxyisourate hydrolase-like
Exons: 4
Coding region: 725-1159 (144 amino acids)
Biological process (GO): purine nucleobase metabolic process
Molecular function (GO): hydroxyisourate hydrolase activity
Source: RefSeq, a predicted model, not a curated record
UGCUGAGGGUGCUGGCCACCGACGCAGACGACGCUGUGAACUCCAGCAAUGGCAUUGUGAGCUAUUCCAUCCUGAGCCAGGAGCCAGAGAAGCCCCAGCCUGGGAUGUUCACCAUCAACAGCAGCUCUGGGCUGGUCUCCGUGGCCAUGGCGGGGCUGGUGGCAGAGGUGAGCCCCAGACUCAGCCCCCACCAAGCUCAUCCCCCACUCGUGUGUCACACAGCCUCUUGCCACAGGUGGUCCCUGAAUACACCCUGGAGAUCCAGGCUGCUGACUUGGGGGGACACGGGCUGUGAGCCACUGCCACAGCCCGCGUCAGGGUGCAGGUGAGAGGCUGAGCCCCCCGGUGCCCCUGCGGUGCAGAGGGCAGGGCCAGGCUGUGGUGAGGCUGGUGCUGGCUCCUGACAGCCCCACGUGUCCGGCCGCAGCAGCACCUACGUGCUCCAGCUGCUUUCCAUGGUGGGAGGAGAGACUGGGAUGGCAGCUGUGCUGUGGCUCCUCCCGGCCUGGUGCCCCACUUCCCACCAGGCUCUGGGCCACUAGCCCCAGGGCCACGGCGCUGCCGGAGCGUGGGUGCCAGCGGGGCUCCUGGGAAGCUGCCCGUGCCAGCUCAGCCCAGCCGGGGAGGAGCACCCAGCUCUGCGGGAGCCCCGUGCCAGGAUAGCGGCAUCCAGCCACACCAGCUCCACAGGGAGAGGCUGUGGCGCCAGGAAAGGAGGCCAGGGAUGGCGUUUUGUGUGGGGUCACCAGCCACAGGUCCCUGGCCGAUGAGUGGGACACAGGAGAGCCAGGCUGAUGGGAUGUCUGAGGUGGGAAAGGGCACCCUGACCACCCACGUGCUGAACACGGCCACGGGGCUGCCGGCAGCCGGCCUUGCUGUCCGCCUGGCCCAGCUGCAGGAGCCAGGACUGCAGUGGAUGGAGCUGGCACAGAGGCACACGGAUGCGGAUGGGCGCUGCCAGCCCCUCCUGGCACCGGGACAGGCCAAGGCUGGCACCUACAAGCUGCACUUUGAGACAGCUGAGUACUGGCAGGGACUGGGGCACACCAGCUUCUACCCCUUCGUGGAGGUUGUCUUCAUCAUCACUGACCCGGCACAGAAGCUCCACGUCCCACUGCUGAUCAGCCCCUACUCCUACACAACGUACCGGGGCAGUUAGAGGGGCACAGCCUUCCCCUGGGAAUGCAGGAAUGACACCAUCGAGGCCAUUAAAAACUCCAAACAGCA